GAAUACAGGCGGAGCAGAUAGAGGAUGGAGCAGAGGGACCGAGGAGCAGCCGCCUCAGAUCUCAUGCCCGAACCAUCACCUUCCGCGCGAGAGGAUUCGCCUUCACUCCACGCGCAGAGUUUGGAUUCCGCUCGCGUUCAUUCGCGUCCUCUCUUCGCCGCUGACAGCAGCCGCGCGUCGGUCCGCUUCUGCCGUCUGACUGUGAACACAGCGCCGGUUCUGGCUUUUAUGUCCCAGUGAAAUUCUACUGAAAAAACAAAACAAAACACAGUGUGAUACGUUUCACGCGAGGCUUCACACAUUCAGCUGGACUGCGAAGUCGCUCUUCCAAUCGAAAUGGAUGAAGACCAUCAUGUCCCAGAGGAUCUGUCCCUGGAGGAGAGGGAUGAGCUGUCCAGCAUCCGGCGGAGGAAGAGGGAGCUGCUUGAUGACAUCGAGAGGCUGAAAUUUGAGAUCGCAGAAGUCAUGACAGAGAUUGAACAGCUGACGUGUGUGGGGGAAAGCAAAACGUCCCAGAGGAACAAGCAGAUCGCCAUGGGCAGGAAGAAAUUCAACAUGGAUCCCAAAAAGGGAAUCCAGUUCCUGCUGGAGAACGACCUGCUCCAGAACACUCCGGAAGACAUCGCCCAGUUCCUCUACAAAGGCGAGGGCCUCAACAAGACCGUCAUCGGGGACUACUUGGGCGAGCGGGACGAUUUCAACAUCAAGGUGCUUCAGGCUUUCGUGGAGCUGCAUGAGUUCGCCGACCUGAACCUCGUCCAAGCGCUGCGGCAGUUCCUGUGGAGUUUCCGUCUGCCAGGUGAAGCCCAGAAGAUCGACCGCAUGAUGGAGGCGUUUGCCUCGCGCUACUGCCAGUGCAACCCCGGAGUCUUCCAGUCCACAGAUACCUGCUAUGUGUUGUCAUUCGCUAUCAUCAUGUUGAACACCAGUCUACACAAUCCAAACGUCAGAGACAAGCCGCCUGUCGAGCGUUUUAUCUCCAUGAACAGGGGAAUCAAUGAAGGAGGUGAUCUACCAGAGGAGCUUCUCAGGAAUCUUUACGACAGCAUCAAAAAUGAGCCCUUCAAAAUCCCAGAGGACGACGGGAACGACCUGACACACACAUUCUUCAACCCGGACAGAGAGGGCUGGCUCUUAAAGCUGGGCGGCAGAGUCAAAACGUGGAAGAGAAGAUGGUUCAUCCUAACCGACAACUGCCUCUACUACUUUGAAUACACAACAGAUAAAGAGCCUCGCGGGAUUAUUCCCCUUGAAAACCUCAGCAUUAGAGAGGUGGACGAGCCCAGGAAACCAAACUGCUUUGAGCUCUACAAUCCCAGCCACAAAGGUCAGGUCAUCAAGGCCUGCAAGACGGAGGCCGACGGGCGGGUGGUGGAGGGCAACCACGUGGUGUACAGGAUAUCGGCCCCGACCCCAGAGGAGAAGGAGGAGUGGAUCAAGUCCAUCAAGGCGAGCAUCAGCAGGGAUCCUUUCUACGACAUGCUGGCCACCAGGAAGAGGAGGAUAGCCAAUAAGAAAUGAUGACUGUAUAUCUGGGACUGAGAGUCAUUGUGUGUCUGUAGGUGUGUGUGUGGGGGGGGGGAGUGGGUGUGUGUGUGUGUGUGUGUGUUUCUACGGAAGUUGUGAAGGUCUCCCAUUCAGUGUUUUCAGGGCUGAGGGACAAGCCCAGACGCAAGGGAUUCUGGGUCAUUUCUGGCCCUGGACAGUUUGCAUCUCAAGUCUUCUGCUAAAGCGAGGAAGAGGACAGGAAGUGCGAAUGAACUCUUCACCAAGCUGAGUUACAGUGAAGAACAGCAGAAGAAGAGACGGCUUUGACUGUAAUAAGGGAGCUUUUACUCUGCAAUGCUUGGGAGAGACUGCCCUCUGCUGGGUUUCCUAUGGAAUUGAACAUACUUCACCUUAUGCGGUGCCUUGCAAAAGUUUCCCUAGAACUUUUUCACAUUUUUGUUACUAGAUUUUAUCUGGAUUUUAUGUGACAGACCAACACAAAGUAGUGCAAAAUGGUCAUAAUACAAGGUUUUCAUUAUUUUUACUGAUGAUCUGAAAAACGAAGCAUGCAAUUGAAUUUAGCCUAAGUCUAAGUGUGCUCUACCAGCUUUGCACUGGUCUGACAUUGUUGCCCAUUCUUUUUCUAUAAAACAGUUGAAGCGUAGUCAGAUUGAAUAGAGAGCGUUUCAGAACAUCAGCCUUAAAAAAUGACAGCAUAUUAGGGCCAUUAAAGAAAAAUAAAGAGUAAGUUUCUUACUUGCAAUGUUUUAAUCAAAGAUUUUCUAGAAAAAACAGGAAAAUUUCUGAGUUUGAAAAGUUACAAAUUUCUUGACUUUUGCAACUUGAAAAUUUCAGAUUUUUGAAAUUCAGGAAUUUCUAGAUUUUUCUAGAAAAAUCUAGAAAUUCUUAAGACUUAAUUCACUUAAUUUAAGACUAAAUUCACUUAACCCAAUUUUUUGGUCAAUUUUUGCAAAAAAUUUGCAAUACACUCACGACAAUCAUGCAUUAACGCAAAAAAAAAGUGUGUAUCUGUUGAUUUUGAGUGAACAUCUGCUAUUGUGAAAUUGAAAAAAAAACAAAACAAAAAAAAACUGGAAGGACAACUUCACUCUAGUCUUGUGGGUUUCCUUACACUUUCUUGCAGGUGGUAUAACCUCACUCAUCCUUUCUGUCCUGACUGUCGAAAAUCACUACCGUGGCAUGAUACUGCCACCACCAUGUUACACAACUUGAAUGGGUUUUUUACAAGAUUCAAUUGAUGAGACUAAACUCAAAUGAAUUGCACAUGUUUUAAAUUGUACAAAUCAUGAACUACUUUGUGUUGGUCUAUCUCAGUAAAGAAGACAAAAGAAAAAUUGUAAGGAAGUUCUAGAGGCUUGAAUAUAUAUCUAUAUAUAUAUAUAGAUAUAUAUAUUUGCAAGACACUGAAUAAAACAGAAAAUUCCAAAUCUGUCACCAUCUCCUGCAGCCUUCCUGUCAUCCGGUACCUGCAGGAUUCCUGUUGCCAGUCCUCACAUCCACCUCGUCUCACUGCCAACAGGUGACAAUGUUUUAUACUGAACUCCCAAACGCCUCAAGCUCAUCAGUCAGCUGGUCUGGUUGGUGGCCUUCAAAUGACUGUAUUAUGCAAUCCUUCUGAUUCACUCUGUAAAUUUACUCACCUGUAAAUUAUAGUACACCCAGGUAAGUUCAUAUGUGACGGCACAGAAACGGAAACACGGCUGUGUGGAGUUUAUUAAAGUGGCUGCAGCUUUUAAAAGUUCUAAUUCAGGUUCCUGGAAGGACUCUGUGUUCUAACGAUUCGUCUUUCUCACUAGUUUCAAAUCUUUUGUAUUUAUUUUCUCGCCCUUUCAGUUAGUGUGUAUAGAAUACAAUGUACAGCUGUUUCUUUUUAGUGCUUCUGUAGUAUCGGUCAUGUCAUUCAACUCUUCAGUCCGCCAGGCUACAGUAGAAGAAGAGGGAGUCUUUGCUGCCUCCUACUGGAGAAACGAAGACUCCGCACUCUUAAUGAUGGGAAAUAAAUAAAUGGUGCUGGAUUAAAGAAACGAAAUUCACCGUUUCAGCGGUUCAUUACAUUGAUUGAGUCUGCUGGAGCAGUUGCGUUUGUCACGGUUGUGUGUUGCUUUGGGGAAAUCGCCCUCAGAUGCUUUGAUGUACAAUCUGAAUAAAAAUAAAGUGACAUUCUUCCUACAGGUGACAGGUUCUGCCUUCAUGUGCAUUCAGUGAGAGAAUCCUGAUGCUGAAUAUUUCCCAAUAAAAAUGAUAAACGUA
Messenger RNA from Xiphophorus couchianus (Monterrey platyfish), 3759 nucleotides. RefSeq names its product cytohesin-3. The record is from RefSeq and is a predicted model, not a curated record. Bases 337 to 1521 code for a protein of 394 amino acids. Lineage: Eukaryota; Metazoa; Chordata; Actinopteri; Cyprinodontiformes; Poeciliidae. The transcript is spliced from 13 exons. Gene Ontology annotation, molecular function: guanyl-nucleotide exchange factor activity. Gene Ontology annotation, biological process: regulation of ARF protein signal transduction.